AUGGACAGCAGCGAAGCGGGCGGCGAAGCGGGCGGCGGUGGCGGGGGGCUCCUGCAGCAGAUCCUCAGCCUUCGCCUCGUGCCCCGCGUGGGCAAUGGCACCACCACCUACUCCAGCCCGCUCUCCACCUUCCCAGAGAUGUGGUACGGCGUCUUCCUCUGGGCGCUCGUCUCCUCCCUUGCCUUCCACGUGCCGGCCGCGCUGCUCGCCCUGUUCACGCUCCGGCACCACAAGUACGGGCGGUUCAUGUCCGUGAGCGUGCUGCUGAUGGGCAUCGUGGGACCCAUCACCGCCGGCACCCUCACAAGUGCUGCCUUUGCUGGAGUUUACAGAGCUGCGGGGAAGAAAAUGAUUCCCUUUGAGGCCCUGAUUUUUGGCGUGGGGCAGACGUUCUGUGUGGUGGUGGUUUCCUUCCUGCGUGUCCUGGCCACCCUGUAGCUCCUCUGGAGAGCACAAACCAGAGGGGAGCAGAGGACCUGCUGCCUCACACAAAUCACAGCGGGCACAGCUCCAGCCCUGUGUUCUUCUGCUGAUUUAAGGAAUUGGGGCGGCUUGCUCCUGCCUCCAGCCUGGCUUGAAAUUUGAAAAAUCGUGAAUUUUGUUACUUUUUGGUAACAUUAAGUGCCAAGUGAAACUUUAUUUCUCUGGAGGGUAGGAAAAUGGCUGCCAGAGGAGGAGCCCCGGGUACCUUCACCAGGGAUGAGCUGUAGUAACAGGAAGUGACUGAAAUGUGACACCAGCUGUGCUGGGGUGGGGACAGGGCCAGAGGGACAUCGUGUCCUCAGAGCUCACUCACCACUUUGUUGCUUGGCUUUCAGUGAACCUGAAGCUCUUUUAAUGUCAGUUUUUAAAUUAAAAAAUUGCUUUCUUCCUGGCCCAAACUUCUUAAUACCAGGUCAUGGCCAUAGUGGAUUUGGGAGCAGAAAUGAAGAACUCAUUUUAGAUGGAUGAGAGUGCAGAUUUGUGUCUGGGAGCUCUGGCUGUGAAUGCUGCACAGGGGAAAUGUCUGGUAUAAAAAAGAUUUUGUGAGUUUUAUUACAGCAAAGCUCUUCUGGCCCUGUGAGUGUUUUCCCCAGAGGCAGAGUGGAAUGGGCACUCCAGAAAUGCCAGGUGUGCCUGUGGGCGUGCACAGCUCUCCCCAGGCUUGGAAAGAGACUUGUGUUUUCAGACAGCCCUGUUCUGUUUGACUUGCUGAUGCUGCUGAUGGCGUGGUGGAGCUGGGUGUCUGCCCUGAUCUGGGAGUGGCACUGGGCAGCUUGGAUGAAAUCCCUGCUGCUGAGAGCUGCGUGGCCAGGCCGGGCUGUGACCUGGCUGUCCCCAGGGAAUGCAGCCCAGAGCCUGCUGGGGCUGGCAGAGCUGCAGGGCUCCAGGCAGGAGCCUGGCUGAUCCCUGUGUCUGUGUGAGCACAGCCCCACAUCAGCCCUUCUCUGUUUCCUCAUGAAUUGUUUUAGUUUGUUGUGGUUUUAAGUGACUUUUACCUGAGUGGUAGCUCUGCACUUGUGCCCAGAGCUGUGCUGCAUGGCUGGGGCACUUGAGCAGCUAACUGGGAGCUUCCUGGGGCUUGGCUCUUUGGGGGAGCUGAGGCUGAAUUCCAGGGAUGUGGCUGGGCAGUGCAGCCACCCCGAGGGGCUUGCUGUGCUCUGUGUUUGCACCCAGCUCACACCGUGUAUGUGGGCUGCACUGUGUGCAGCCUUUCAGGGGCCUGUUCCCAUCCCUGUCUUCAUUGAAUUCCUCUGGUUUCCAAACCAGUUCCUUUUGUACCUGCAGCAUUUCCUGUAGUCAUUUACCUGCCAUGAGCCCAUGUCCUCAGUGCUGGAGUGAUUGGAUGUGGCACUUAGUGCCAUGGUCUGGAUGAUGAGGUGGUGACCAGUCAAAGGCUGGACUGGAUCUUAGAGAGCUUUUCUAAACCAAAUUGAUUCUGGGAUCCUUCAGCAGGGCACUGUGUCUGCCAUGGAAAAGGAUUUCUCUAUGCACAGACUCCUCAAGAGUGAUCUGUCAGUGGUGAGAGGUGUUUUACAGGAAUUACUAAUGGAGAUUACUCUAAAUUUUAGCCUAUGUUAAUUCAGGGAAUAUAGAUGCACAGUUCAGGAAAUAAUUUAAUGUGAAUCCUUCUCCUUAGGUGGGUGAGGUCCAAGUGGUGUAACAUUAAAUCUGGAUCUGUGGAGAGCCCUGUGUGCUUGUGCUGCUUGUAGAGAGCCAGUCUUCCUGCCAGUGCAGAAACAAUGAAAAGGAAGGAAUAAGCUUUCUUUCUUUUCCCCUUUCUCAUUUCAUAUUUCAGCAUGUGUACAGAGUGCACAGUUUAAUUUACAGAAAUUAUCCUGUGUUUUCCUGGAUGGAUUAAAAGUAUCUCAUGGAAUUUGAAUAGGGUGGGUCUGGCUUUACCUUUCAGGUGACACGAGAAGCCAAUGUCCUGGGCUCCUGCUGUGCUCUCCUUUACCCUGCACUGGUGCCUGGCACCACUCAAAAGCCAUUAAGCUGAUUGCAGCUGAGAAAGCACUUUAUCCACGUGCCCUGUGCUACAGCAAGAGGAGGUUUCCUUGCAGGAACAGGGCUGAGGGGUGCAGGACACAAAUGGGGCUGUCACAGAGCUCAGAACAAGUGAAAAAUUGCUCAGUAAAGUCACUCAGUGCUGGGUGAACUGAAAACCUGCUUUCUAUCCCUUUUCUAUCCCUCUGAGAGUCUGUUUGAGGUGGUUCUGGUUUACUUGAAGAGUUGGCAGCUUGCCCCUGUUUGGAGCUGGCAAUGUCUCUCUGUGCCUAGAUGCUAUGAAAUUUUCAGGAAAUUCUUGCAUAAAAGGUGAACAAUCAGCUGAUUUGUCUGUUCAUAUUAGCACAGGAGGCAAGUUCUUUGUGUCACCUUGGUGCUCACAGACGUCCCCCACUCUGCUGGCUGCUGCUGGCAGCAUCCCUCUCCAGUAAAACCAGAGCUGAACAGAAAGGAGGAGUAGCCUUGAGCUGAAGCACCAGGUGGCAGUUGAAGCACUGGUGGCAGUUUCCUCCCCUCAUUGCUUUGGCCUUCCCUUUCCAUUCCUUUAUUCCAAGUGAGGCAUGUGGAGGAAUCCCUUCAAUUUUCAUCAGGUACUGGUAGACUUUGCUCAGUCAAACUCGCCAGAAACUGCAAAGAGCCGGCAAAAACAUCAACGCUGAGGUGUCCUGGGCUCAGCAGUGCUGUGAGCCUCUGCUGGGGAGCCCAGCCACUGUGCUGGUUAAGGAAACACCUGGAGAAGCUGCCUGCCCUGGAGGAACAUCCACUUACAAGCUCAUGGCCCUGCUCCCUGUGUGUGACAUCCCCUCUGCCCCCACCGGCUUCCUCUUGCUCACAGCUGCAGCUGUCACGAACAAAUCUUUGUAUGAUUGAAAAGUCUGUACAUUUUAUUUUUCUACUGACACUCCUAAUCCUGGUGGUGAUUAUCAGUAAAUUCUGUAACUCGUGA
Messenger RNA from Passer montanus (Eurasian tree sparrow), 3433 nucleotides. It is a transcript of the gene TMEM170A, whose product is annotated as transmembrane protein 170A. Bases 1 to 438 code for a protein of 145 amino acids. Gene Ontology annotation, cellular component: endoplasmic reticulum membrane. The transcript is spliced from 3 exons. Lineage: Eukaryota; Metazoa; Chordata; Aves; Passeriformes; Passeridae. The record is from RefSeq and is a predicted model, not a curated record. Gene Ontology annotation, biological process: endoplasmic reticulum tubular network organization.